CGUUUUAUCGGGAUAACUUAAUAAAAAACAACAUGCACGUACACAAUUGAAUUUACUAAACUACUUUUGAACCAAAAAAACAUCUACGUAAUACUUAAGGGUUGCGUUUUUCGCAUUCCGUGAUAACACCAAUUUAUAACCGACCGAAACUAUUUUUCUAUGGUGUGUACGGCCUACCCACAAAAAUUUAAAAAUGCAAUAGCAGUGUUCUGAGCGGUCAGUACUCGUCAGGUGCGAGUAGUACCGGUUGCGCGGAGUGUAACUGAACUAUUUUUCUAAAAAAAAAUGCAGACAUUCGUCAAAGGGUUUAAAACAUGGGCCAAACUGGGUGACGUACAGACGGAAAACGUCGUAUUCAAAAUUCACUGUAAAAUAACAGUGCUGAUGCUAAUACUCUUUUCGGUACUGCUUUCUAGCAAGCAGUAUUUCGGGGACCCCAUCGAUUGCGACGUAGCUCAGAGGAAAGAAAUUGUCAAUCUGUACUGUUGGACGACCGGGACAUUUAUCAUCGAUAAGAAGGUCGAAGGCAGCUCGGACCUGCAGGGGUUGGGCAACUUGGCUUCCGCGGGUUCAAAAGAGACUUUUACGCUGCUGUACUAUCAGUGGGUUUGGUUUCUGUUUCUCUUGCAGGCGUUGUGUUUUUAUGCCCCCAAGCAUGUUUGGAGAUUAUGGGAGAGACGUCAGUUGGCGCAAAUAAUUCAGGAUUUGUGUGGCCCUUUGGUUACCGAAAAAUGGACGUUGGAGUACAAGGAGAAAAUUGUCAGUUACUUGCUUCACGCUAGGAAUUUGGACAUAUACAGUUUUAGGUUUGCUGUUUGUGAAUUCCUCACAUUGGUGAACCUGAUAUUCCAAAUCCUCCUGAUGAAUUGGUACUUGAAAGGCGAAUACCUGUCAUACGGCGUGAACGUGGCGACGGGGGCGUGGCCGGAAUCGAUGAAUCGAGUGUUUCCAAAGCGGGCCAAGUGCAACUACACGAGAUACGGGGCGAGCGGCAGCGUGGAGUCCCGCGACGCCCUCUGCGUUCUCCCGCUCAACACACUAAACGAGAAAUUUUUUUUGAUACUGUGGUACUACUUCGCGGUUCUGAUGAUCCUGACUAUUGGCGCGCUCACUUUUCGUUUCUUGUUUCUUUAUUCGGGUAAGGUACGCGAGCAUUUGUUAAAAAUGAGAGUCGCUGGCCACGGGAUCGGCAACAAAAAAAUCAAAACGAUCGUCGAGCAUCUGUCCCACGGCCAAUUUUUCGCUUUGCACCACAUGAGCAAGAACUUGAACCCGAUAAUUUUCGAUGAGCUGCUCGUCGAAUUGCUCGGCAGAGUCGUGCGCCACAGGCGUGAUAAUUCGAUAAGCGUUCCAUAACUAACCAAAAAAUAAACUCUGCGGGGUCGUCCAUAGUAGUACGAUAUUUUUUCUUUUCGGUUUAGAUCCCUUCAUACGUAGAUAUCGACCUCUAAAGAACGCUCCCCAGAGUUAGUUACACUCAAAUGACUUUGUUUCCACUGUCAUUGUUAUACGAUAACGUGGUAGAAAUAGCAAACUACUAACAUGAAACUUUUGUAUCGAAAACUUCUUGUUUAUGAUAGUGAAGAGUUAUUCCGGAACAACACACGACUUACGACAUUUCUAUGUGUUCAUAGCGAGAAGUUUGUAGAACUUUGCCAUUUUUUCGCGUUCUCAAUUCCGGAGAACACAUUUUGUUGGCCCCACGGCAAAAGACUGACGUACAAUAAACGCAACAGGGUACUCUAGAAUUUAACCUUUUUUUCCUCUUUUAUAAGACCAAUUUAGUUUUGCGUCUAGUUAAGAAUCUCUAUUUAAUUUGUAAUUAAAAUAUGUAUUGGUUAGUUCCGACGUUUCUGCUUUACAGUAUUUUUGCUUAUCAGAAUUACCUCCACACAACCUCUACAUUCUAUUAUUAAUUCCAGUUUGUUUUUGUUAUUUCGUUUUUGUUAGAAUUUUGUGAUAUACUUAAUUUUUAAGUGAUAGAUGAUGUAACUCGUUACAUAGUCCAAAU
Molecule: messenger RNA, 2011 nt
Organism: Cylas formicarius (sweet potato weevil)
Lineage: Eukaryota; Metazoa; Arthropoda; Insecta; Coleoptera; Brentidae
Product: innexin inx2-like
Exons: 4
Coding region: 286-1356 (356 amino acids)
Biological process (GO): phototransduction
Cellular component (GO): gap junction; plasma membrane
Molecular function (GO): gap junction channel activity
Source: RefSeq, a predicted model, not a curated record